Molecule: messenger RNA, 1844 nt
Organism: Girardinichthys multiradiatus
Lineage: Eukaryota; Metazoa; Chordata; Actinopteri; Cyprinodontiformes; Goodeidae
Gene: ccdc106b
Product: coiled-coil domain containing 106b
Exons: 7
Coding region: 194-1258 (354 amino acids)
Cellular component (GO): nucleoplasm
Source: RefSeq, a predicted model, not a curated record
AUUAUAAUCAGGUAAUUGCCGCUGUGGGCCGAGUAUCUGCUCUGCGGCGUAUCGGCUGAUGUGGCACCGUUUCAGGCUGUAUUACAGAAGUAUAACCGCGAACAAGACGCCUGGAGAUAAAUUAUAACAGGCUACUGCGGACAUUCACCUUAUUAUUGCGCCACUUCAACUUUAACUGUCAGACUCUGCUGUCAUGAAUCCCGCAACCAGCAGACACGAUACAAACACGCCAGAGCACUACAUCUCCCAGUCAUCUUCAUCAGCAACAGGAAGAAGUGGAGGAGGCGGAGGUGUGUAUCUAAAUGCCUAUGAGGUUUCUUUUCCCCUUGAAGAGAGUGUGGAGCGCCCACCUGCCUACCACCUAAACCAUGAGCAACAGAUGAUUGAAGAGCCAGGGAUACAGGAGCCUCUUCAUUCCCAGUACAGCCCUUUCAUCCUGAUUUCUAACCUGCGGGCUCAUCUCUACGUCUCUUUGGAGAAGAAUGCCUGGCUACAGAAACGCAUUGAGGAGCUGGAAGAGGAGCGAAAUUUCCUGCGCUGUCAGCUGGACCGCUUCAUCGUGAGCAUGAGGAGUACAGAUGUGACAGAUUGGUGUGGAGACGCCCAGCGCACUGUGAAGGUCCAGCCUCCCAGCUCUCCACCUCCUCCUUCCCCAAUGACCACCAGGUCUGGAAUGACGCUGAAACGCCUCCAGGGCCCAGGAGCUCGGAGCCGCCGUAACAUUGCUGUACCCGUCAAGCAGGAGUUUCAUCUGGAAGAAGACAAAUAUUACACAGAGGAAGAGUUUGUUGAGGAAGAGGAGGACGAAGAGCUGGAGGAUGAUGAAGACUCAGCUGUGGCGAAUGGUUCAAAGAAGAAGGCCCGAGGGCGUGGCAGUGGAGAGCCACGGAUGAAGAUGAGGAGGAUUUUCAGGAUCACGCAUGGGAGGGAGAGACAAAGAGUUAAAGACCCAGACGGGGUGUUGAUCCGUUAUAAGAAGAUCUUGUCCACCUACCAGCGGGUGAGGAGCAUGUCCCGAGCCUUCCAGAUCCACGGAGUCGACCGAAACACAAUGGCCUCCACCUCCCCGAUUGCGGAGCUCCUGCUUGUGGCCCCAGAAAAGGUGAUUGAGGUAGGAGAGUUUGAGGCCUCCAAGGAGAAGCUUCUGGACUACGCCCGUCGAUGCUACAAGACCAUGGAUGAGGAGACGCACACCAAAGUCCAGAGCAUGAAGAAGACCAACAAGCUGCUUCCAAUCUCCUACAGGUUUAGGAACUGAGAAAAAGGAAGCCCAAGAAGGACAGUCCUGUUGAAAAUAUAAAUUCUCCUUUGCCUUAAAAAAAAGUUACUCAAAUGGUUCAGUAUUGUUGCUACAAGCUAAAACACAAGAUUAAGUCUAAAUAUAACAGAUCUAUAUGAUAAAGUUUUUUUUUUUACAUGUUGAGUAGCUUUUACUUACUCUCUCUUUUGCCUUCCUCAAUUUAGUUUUGUAACACAGUUGCCUUCAGUGUCUAAGUUGUUUUGUUUUUGCUUUUGUUUGUACAUUACCUAAAGAUCUGUAUUACUUUGUUUCAAAGAUUGCCCCUGAAAAAAAAAGUUUUCUUAAAGGGGAUUUUUUUUACUCAACACAGAGAUAAUUUGGACUUUGUGGUUUAGUGUUUUGCACAGAAAAAUAAAUGCUGAAGUUGCAUAGUUUGUUUUCUUGUCAUAAUUUAAAACAAGUUUAUUUGUCACUGUUUUGCAUAUAUCAGCUUGAAAGUUGAAGUAAUUCCCUAAGAAAUAUUGAUGUUGCUGCAAUUUGUAGAAUCUUGUUACCAAUCUUGUUACACUGUUAUAUGGUGUUAUAAAAUAAAAUAGGUGCAGUA